AUGGGUGAGGGUGAUGAAGGCGGAGCCGACAAGGCCGAUGCGGCAAAAGGACCUAAAGAGAAGGAAAAAUCUGUGAUGGCUCAGCCGAAGGAAUCAGAUGAGAAACCAAAAGGGACAGCACCGGAUGAUGGAAAGGCAACAACCCCACCUGUGAAGGGCACCGAAAACGAACCUGCGAAAGCUGAUCAAAGCCCCGCCGUGCUCAACAAAAACCCUGAUCCCAAAGAGAAACAACGAAUUGUGGUUUUCAAAGUGACACCCGAGAGGAAACCAGUAUGGAGUGAGAUUAAAAUACAAAAUCCUAGCAACGACCAGAAGACAUUUAAGAAUGGAAAUACCAGGGGAUUCCAGGUGAAAUGUACCUCCGCGGAUUUCUUUCGGGUCCAACCGCCGCUUGGUCUCAUCAAGGCUAAUGAUACGGCACGGAUUCGAGUAUGGUUCCAGAAGCAUUAUUUCGCUGUUUAUUAUAUGAACUCAACCCAAGGCAAGACGGUUAAGGACAUGUGGACUAGGGACGCAAAGCAUGAAGGUAAGCCCAUACAGUCCAAGUUCGAGGCUGGCUGCAUUUUGGUGAACACCCACUAA
Molecule: messenger RNA, 585 nt
Organism: Ostertagia ostertagi
Lineage: Eukaryota; Metazoa; Nematoda; Chromadorea; Rhabditida; Trichostrongylidae
Source: the annotation of a GenBank genome assembly